UACGCACCAUUUCCGACGAGGACCCCUUGUUUAGCUAAAGCAAUGCACGUGAAAGCAUCGGCACAAAUUUCAUUGUCUUUCUUCUUGGAUAAGACAGAUAUAAAAGGUAUAGCUGGUAUUAUUUUGUCGUAUAACCUUAAUAAUUUUUUGCGCCGUUCUUUUAAUCAUUUAAGGUAUCAGCACAGCAGCCUGACAAUGGAACAAGCAGUUACCACCACAGAAAAACCGGAGGACAUAAACACCCCGGUAUCAGUGAGGGAUACCACGGCGACAGAGGCAGUAAAAGAUGUUAAACGCAAAAACGACGAAGCGGACGGACUGGAGAAAAAUACCAGAGUGAAAAGGCAAAGAGGAGCGGGAGGAAAGAAGCUUCGUCCCGGCGAGAGAUACAUCCCACCACCGCAAAAACGCAACCCGGGUGUUAGCUUUAACCAGGAGCAUUUCAGUGAGACGUCCUACUAUUUCGAGGGCGGGCUGCGUAAGGUGUACCCAUAUUUCUUUGACUUCAAAACCUACUGCAAAGGUCGAUGGGUUGGGAAGAGGCUUCUGGAGGUGUUUGAGAAGGAGUUCAGAGCUGAAUCCAUAGAGUAUUAUCAGAAGGCGACCAGAGAGGGCCGCAUCCGGCUCAACGACACCCCUGUGGAGGACCUGUCUGUUGUGCUCAAGAAUAAUGAUCAUAUGAGGAACACUGUGCAUCGCCAUGAGCCACCUGUAGCUGCCACACCUCUGGAGGUUCUGGUGGAUGAUGGUGAAGUGCUUGUAGUUGACAAGCCGGCCUCCAUCCCUGUCCACCCCUGUGGACGUUUCCGCCACAACACAGUAAUUUUCAUUCUGGGCAAAGAGCGAGGCAUCUCUGAGCUUCACACCGUCCACAGGCUGGACAGGCUAACCUCUGGAGUCCUGCUGUUUGCCAGGACACUGGAGACAUCAAAGAAACUGGACCAGUUGGUGCGCGACAGACAACUUGAAAAGGAGUAUGUGUGUCGAGUAGAGGGGGAAUUCCCUGAAGGGGAGCUCAUCUGUGAGGAGCCUAUCCUGGUUGUGUCCUUUAAAAUCGGGCUUUGCCGAGUUCACCCAAAGGGAAAGGAGUGCCGAACUGUUUUCCAGAGGCUAAGCUUUAAUGGAAAAACAAGUGUUGUCCGCUGCUUGCCCCUGACCGGCCGCACCCACCAGAUCAGGGUUCACCUUCAGUACUUGGGCUUUCCAAUCCUCAAUGAUCCCAUCUAUGGUUCCUCAGCUUGGGGUCCUCAUAGAGGAAAGGGCGGGCUUGUGGGGAAGAGUGAUGAGGAUCUUCUGCAGGCCUUGGUAGAAGAACAUCGCUCUCAGGAAAAUUUACUCCUCUUAGACAUUAUGGAUGAUUGCAUUGGGGUUACACAUGAGCCAGAGAAGAAGGGAGCAUCUAAGAAAAUGGACAGGCCAGAUUGUUCCUCUGAGCCUAACAAGACCAGCGAAAGUGGUCAGGAUCAAGACAACAAGCUAGACAGCACUGAGGGGGUAAAUGUGAAUAGUAACACCACCUUUGAAAAAUGUCAGGAUACUAUACCAAUCAAAUCAAGUGGAAAUCAAACCAAAUCGACCAACUCUACUCAAGAAACUGCUCCUUGGACUCGAGACCACCUAUGUAGUGAAUGUAAAAUAGUGCGAACAGACCCCACAGAGAAAGAACUCAUCAUGUAUCUCCAUGCCUUACGAUACAAAGGGCCAGACUUUGAAUAUUCCACCCGUUUACCCAGCUGGGCCAAAGAGGACUGGGUGGAGGCUGAGUAGAGCUGACCGGCGUUAGUAUUUAACAUGUCUCUGACCAGAAAUCCUUUAAACAAUUUUAUUUUAAAGCCUUCCAAAUUUGCUGUGAUGCUUUUUGUUUCUCAACAGUUCUUCAGUAAAAUUUCAACAGGUGGCAGAAAAUGCCUUGUUUUGCUAGUUAAUUUAAGUUUAAUUUUAAUUUCAUCCUCGAAGCCUGCAAAACAACAAAGAUUUGAAAUAAAUUCAGAGACAGCUUGCAUGAAAAUAAAUGUUUUAUUUAAUUUCUGGAAAAUGAAUCAUAGGUAUAUGCAAUGUUGGUGAUGACUUUAAUUUUUUUUUUUGCGAUUAAAGAAAGCCUGUGGUUGA
Melanotaenia boesemani (Boeseman's rainbowfish) is the source of this 2109-nucleotide messenger RNA. RefSeq names its product RNA pseudouridine synthase domain containing 2 (gene rpusd2). The record is from RefSeq and is a predicted model, not a curated record. Gene Ontology annotation, molecular function: RNA binding; pseudouridine synthase activity. Lineage: Eukaryota; Metazoa; Chordata; Actinopteri; Atheriniformes; Melanotaeniidae. Bases 43 to 1767 code for a protein of 574 amino acids. Gene Ontology annotation, biological process: pseudouridine synthesis. The transcript has 3 exons.